AUGGCCUCUCUGGGAGUCCUUGAUUUGUUCAACGUGAAAGGUAGGGUGGCUGUGGUCACAGGGGGAAGCAGUGGGUUAGGGCUUAUGAUUUGCAAGGGACUGGUGACGAAUGGUGCCAGAGUUUACGUGGUCGCUCUUCCAACCGACCCAAUAACGGAGACGGUCGACGCACUGAAUGAGUUGGGAAAAGAAUCCGGAGGUCGUGCAGAAGGCUAUCCCUGUGACCUUUCCUCGAAGCACUCAAUUUCUGAGCUUGCCGAGGCGAUAUCACAGAAAGAAAAGACUGUCGAUAUGCUCAUCUCGAACGCAGGCAUUCGCCGCGAUCCCCCGGCAGCUUGCAAUGUGCUGACAGCACCUCUCACUGAGCUCCAAGCUUCAAUGUGGUCUAUUGAGGAAUCUGAUUGGGUGAAUACGUUCAAAGUGAACACCACUGCCCACUACUAUCUAAGCAUCGCUUUCCUGCCUCUGCUCGCAGCAGCAGCCGACCAACAGAUGGGCAACGGCACCAAAGGUCGCGAUGAAGGAAGAGGUGUGAUAGUCAUCACAAGCUCUUGUGCAAGCAUGCACAAUGCCACGAAUGUGGAUUUGACCAGCUAUGCAACGAGCAAGGCUGCGACUGAUCAUCUCGUCAAGUUGCUAGCCGCGAAAUAUAAUCGAUUUUAUGUGCGGGUGAUAGGAAUCAAUCCUGGAUUCGUCCCUAGUAGCAUGAAUCCUGUGGGCGCCGAGGGAAACAUCUUCAGCUCGUUGUUCGACAAGGUCCCUGCAAAGCGCGCUGGAAAUUCUGAGGACAUUGCCGGUACAAUCUUGUAUCUUGUUAGCAAGGCAGGGUCCUAUGUAGAUGGGGUGUCGCUCUGUGUGGAUGGUGGUCGGAUUCUUCUGGCAAAUGGCCAGGAAUGA
Penicillium canescens is the source of this 897-nucleotide messenger RNA. Its product is annotated as SDR family NAD(P)-dependent oxidoreductase. The transcript is spliced from 5 exons. The record is from RefSeq and is a predicted model, not a curated record. NCBI's taxonomy places the organism in Eukaryota, Fungi, Ascomycota, Eurotiomycetes, Eurotiales, Aspergillaceae. The coding region runs from base 1 to 897 and encodes 298 amino acids. Gene Ontology annotation, molecular function: oxidoreductase activity.